Molecule: messenger RNA, 603 nt
Organism: Rotaria sp. Silwood2
Lineage: Eukaryota; Metazoa; Rotifera; Eurotatoria; Philodinida; Philodinidae
Source: the annotation of a GenBank genome assembly
AUGAAAAAUGAAAAACGAAAGAUUCAAAAGAAUCGAAAAUUAGUUGUUGUUGGUAAUGGUAUGACUGGUAAAACAUGCCUGUUGUAUGCAUUUAAAGAUGAUAAUUUUGUUUCAUCACAUCAAACAACUAUUUUUGAGACUUAUACUACCGAAAUUGAACUAGAAGGAAAAACUAUUAUUAUGUCUCUAUUCGAUACUCCCAGUCAAGACAAUUUUGCUCGUCUUCGUCCACUUGCAUAUCCUGAUACCAAUGUGGUAUUAAUAUGUUUUAGUAUUGACUGUCCAACAUCAACUAUGAAUGUUAUACAACAAUGGAAUCCAGAAGUACGUCAUUAUUGUGAUUCAUCUCCUGUCAUAUUAGUAGCUUGUAAAAUUGACUUGAGAAAGGUUACACAAACUAAUGAAAAUUAUAAGCAACAGAAUAAAACACUGAUAUCAACUGAAGAUGGACAACAACUGGCUGCACAAAUUGAAGCUGAUGCUUAUAUGGAAUGUUCAGCAAAAACUCGUGAAGGUAUAAAUGAUUUAUUCAUUCAUGCUACUCGUUUAUCACUCGCCAAACAAUCUUGUCUUGAAACCAGUCGAAAAUGUUUUCUAUUUUGA